AUGUCAAGUUCGUGGGCUCCUAACGAGACGGACUACGAGAUCUACCUCGAAAAGAUAUGGCUACAGUCAAACGUCCUGGAGAACAUACCUUACGGUGUCGAACUCACGCUCUUCGCGACAUGUUUCCUCGCGCUCCUCCAGAACAUGGACCGGUCUAACCUCAAACGGCAUGUAUGCCUUCUAAUAUUCAUUACGAUCAUCUUCGGACUCGGCACGAUCUUCAUGAUCACGAAUUCUCUCAUCACCCAGCAAGCCUUUAUCGAGUACCGAAACUACCCGGGGGGACCGGGAGCGUACCUCAAUGCAAUGUUCUCUGACACGGUUGGAUUGACGAACAGUGUUUCGUGGGUAGUGAGCAAUUGGCUUCUUGACGCUUUCCUGGUCUGGCGAUUCAUCGUCAUCUUCAGCGACGUCAGCAGGCCGUGGUUCCAGGCGAUGCUCGUUCUCCCUUGCCUCAUGCUUCUUGCGUCCAUCAUCCUCGGUAGCGUCGUGCUACAUGAUUUGGCCGAGAUAGCGGACACACCCAACUCCACGCCCUUCGCAGUGGCAGACCUCACGCUCGCGUACUACACCAUCUCGCUCGCGCUCAACAUCCUCCUCACGCUCGCGAUCGCGGCGCGUCUGCUCGCAUUCCGGCACCGCAUAUCGAGGCUGCUCGGCGCGCACCAUGCGACGCCGUAUUCCAACAUCGCAGCAAUCAUAAUAGAGUCUGCCGUGCUCUACGCCGCCUUCGCCCUGACGUUCCUCGUGUCGUUCGGCGUUGACAGCCCCGUGUCCAACGUCUUCCUCAACCUCGUCAACUCGGUGCAGGCCGUUUCUGCGUUCCUCAUCAUCUCGCGGCUGACCACCGGGAAGGCAUGGUCGGAGGACACCAGAGCGCGUGUCAUCCAUAGUACGGAGAAUAUUCUGCUAGGGACCAAUCCCGGGAGAAGCACACAGUACGCUCAGGAUCGGACCUCUAUCGCUAAGGACCCGUCUGCGGUCUCGGACGGGAAUGUAGGCGACCUGGUCUCCGGUCCGAGUCGAACGGAUAGUAAUGUCUAG
Molecule: messenger RNA, 1044 nt
Organism: Rhodofomes roseus
Lineage: Eukaryota; Fungi; Basidiomycota; Agaricomycetes; Polyporales; Fomitopsidaceae
Exons: 4
Coding region: 1-1044 (347 amino acids)
Source: RefSeq, a predicted model, not a curated record